CCUGGCUGCCAAAGUUGUUAAACAGGUGCUUAACAAUGCACUGUGUGCGAUGGAUGCUCAGAGCCAGGCAAACACAUCUGACCGUUCCAGCAAAUCAGGAGACCAGACAAACUGUGCCAGCACAGACAGAUCCUGUGAAUGUAAAGUUUGCCAGCACUCGGCUGAUGGAGGCAAAGAAAGGUUGGGGGGAAAGAAAGAGAAAGUUCAAGAAGGCAAGAGUGGGAGUGGAGUUAAAGAAAAGACGGAGUGGUUUAAUAAGAACAGGGAGGUGGGGAGCAGAGGCACAGACCAGGAAAAUAUCCUUGAUAUUUGUUGCCAUGGUACCUGUUGCCAUGACAAUAGACCAGGCCUGGAUGAGUUGAAGGACUUUUUGCAAGGAACGCCAGGAGAGAAACUUCUUAACCUCUGGAUGGAUAUAGAGAGACUGAAAACUACACAGAACAGACAGCGGAAGAACCGAAAUUUGGUCCUGAUGAGGAGCCGGUACCUGCUGAGCAGCAGCCAGAGCAGUCUCAAUGUGGAGCUGCUCUCCAGACUGGGACUGACUACCUCCCCCUGCUGGACAGAGGAGAAACUGCACUCAGUUCAGCCCUGCCUCACUGAGUCUCUGCUUUCCUACUGGGUUCCUCGGUUCUGGACGUCCCAGUAUGUUCAGGACGACCGUGAUGACUCCCCUCAUCUAGAGCUGUGGACAGAGUGCUGUGCUAUCCCUCUAUCAGACAUACAGCCCCACCAUGGUUCUAUGACUCUGCCUCCCCUCGGCCCUGACACGUGUCUGCCCCAGUCCACCCACGCUGUCCAUACACAGUUAUAUUUUAGCAGAAGUCAGUUACUGAGCAGCAGAAGAAUGGAAAAGAUGAUACUGGCUCUUUGUGUUGACUCGUAUGCCGGCUUAUACUUCACAAACUUCUGUGAACAAUCUGGAAACCAGCUUUGGGAGAAUGCCGUUAACUUUUGGACUGACCUGCAGCACUACCAUGAGCUGUUCUAUCAGGAUGGACUGGACCCCUACAGAAUACAGAGAGAGGCACAGCUCCUUUACUCCACCUAUCUCUUCAGCUCUGCCAAGAGGAGUAUCAGUGUUGAUGAAGACAUCAGAAGAGAGGUGUAUGACCAACUGAUGCCCGCUUUUGAGGAGCUGUUUGACAAGGUUGAGGAACACGUACUGAAUAUCCUGCUGGAGCCAUGGACACUGUUGGUCAGCAGGGACAAAGAGUCCUUCCAGAAGGUGCGUGUGCAGGAGGAGGUGCGCUUCAUCAACAGUCCGGAGUAUAGGGAACUCCAAAGUCUGCACGAGAAAUCCGAGUGCCGACUGAAACAGGUGGAGCAGAGUGGUUCCAUGCUAUUUCGCUCUCCUAACACACCUUCAACUCCCUCCUCAAAGGGCCCCCAGGCAUCUGACUCUUGGUCCAGAGUGUCUCCAAAUUACCAAGGCUAUCGUCUAGGUUCCUUACUUCGUCACCGCCAUGAAAUUGGGCACUUUAUGUCCUUCCUAAAGAAUCAGGAUGCCAGUAUCCAUCUGACAUGCUGGCUGGAUCUGGAACAAUACAGAAGGACUUCUCAGAAGGAUGAGGCUGUCAGACAGGAGAGAUCGUCUCAUAUUGCAACCAAAUACCUCAACAGGAAGUACUUCUUUGGCUCUGACAGCCCCGCCACAACGGAGCAACAGAAUGAUAUACUGCGUCUGGCAGGUGGGCUGGAGCGUUUGAAGCUAGAAUGUCUCUCGAACCCCGUCGUUGUGGAGAUCCAGGACAUCAUCAGGAGUCACAUUGAGAAACAAUGGCUGCCUCUGUUCCUGUCCACAGCAGAGUUCACAGAGAGAGUGAAAGACAAACCAAAGCCCCAAGCAGCAGACAGGCUCGCACAGCACGUCUACCGUCGACGCAGAACGAGGAGAGAAGCCUGGAAGGCUGAGGGCCUGUGGAUGAGUUCCUCCAAAGAGAUCCUGUUGUUUCGACGGAUCCUUCUCAACCCCGUCACUUGUACGCAGUUCCAGCACUUUGUCUCUCUGAAGGGAGACUUCCUAGAAAAUGAUGUGCUCUUCUGGCUGGAGGUGCAGAGAUAUAAGGACCUCUGUCAUUCCCACAGCGAUGAGGCCACCAUCCAGCAGAAGAUCUCCACCAUCAUUAACUGUUUCAUCAACUCCUCCAUGCCCCCUGCCCUGCAGAUAGACAUCCCUCCUGAACAGGCCCAGCAUGUUCUGGAGAAACGCCACGAGCUGGGCCCUUACAUCUUCAGAGAGGCACAGAUGUCAGUGUUCAGUGCUUUGCUGAAGUUUUGGCCUGAGUUUCAAGAGCUGAGCAGCAGCGUCCAAGAGGAGCAACUUCUUCCUUUGCUGCAAGAGAAACGAGUCAAACACAGAGCGAGAGUACGGCGACAGAGGAGGAAAGAGGAGGAAGAGGAAGAGGAGGAGGAGGAUGAGAGAAGAAGAGCUCAGGAAGAGCUGGAGAGACCAGAGUCCAAUUUUGGAGAGGAGGAAGAGAUGGAUGACGAAGAUGAGGUAGAAGAAGAACAAGGGGGAAAAGGUGGAAAAAAACAGUGGAGGACACAGAGCAGAGUGCAGACUCCCACACAGCCGUUGUCGUGGUCCUACUCCAAGUAUGUGGCAGCUCUGAGGAGAGAGGAGUUGCUGUUGAGGAGACAAAGUCAGCUGGAAGCCUCGUUCUCCACAGCCUCAGACUCCGCCUCUGACUGCAGUGUCAAGUCAGCAGACAGUAAACACAGCCGCCAGCCGCUCUCACAUCGCUCCUCCAGAACGGACAGUAAACAGUGUAACAGAUAUAACAGGGGUGUGAGAGCCUGCAACAUGAAAUAAAACCAAAGUGCAAGAAGUGACUUCAUGCCGCACAGCUUUGACACAAACAGAUGAUGGUGCCUGACACUGUUAUCGGAGCGCGAUGAGUGAAAACUGAGAGCAGAGCUGCUACUGAUAUCCUGAUGCUGAGGUAGAGGUUUGAGGCUGGGUUUACACAUGAUGUAAGAAUAUUUGCGUAAACCCUGUGUGACAAACGUCUACUAACUCUAAACAGUUAUUUUAACCAAUUCUAUAGUAUGUAUCUAUAACGCCUGGCUGCACAACAUGCAUUUUAUUUAUUUGCCAAUUUCAAACUCAAUUUUCUUCUUACAUAAUACACGA
This is a messenger RNA of Epinephelus lanceolatus (giant grouper), 3136 nucleotides long. The record is from RefSeq and is a predicted model, not a curated record. NCBI's taxonomy places the organism in Eukaryota, Metazoa, Chordata, Actinopteri, Perciformes, Serranidae.